This is a messenger RNA of Diaporthe batatas, 939 nucleotides long. RefSeq lists its product as uncharacterized. The transcript is spliced from 3 exons. NCBI's taxonomy places the organism in Eukaryota, Fungi, Ascomycota, Sordariomycetes, Diaporthales, Diaporthaceae. The record is from RefSeq and is a predicted model, not a curated record. The coding region runs from base 1 to 939 and encodes 312 amino acids.
AUGGCACCCGGCCUGACAGAAGAGACCCCCCUUCCCAUCAACGGAUCAAAGGGCAAGGUCGAGAACGGCAAGCACAUGAUGGCUGAGGGGAUCCAGGACGGACCGGCACCCUCCAAGAAGGGCAAGUACAAUGCCAUUCCCGGCCCCCUGGGUCUGGCGUCUGCCUCUCUCGAGGGCAAGGUUGCGCUGGUGACCGGUGCUGGGCGUGGCAUUGGCCGUGAGAUGGCCCUCGAGCUGGGGCGUCGCGGCGCAAAGGUCAUCGUCAACUACGCCAACAGCAGCGAGUCGGCCGAGGAGGUCGUGGCCGCCAUCAAGGAGGCCGGCUCCGACGCUGUCUCCAUCAAGGCCAACGUCUCGGAUGUCGACCAGAUCGUCAGCAUGUUCGCCGAGGCCAAGCAGGUCUGGGGCAAGCUGAACAUCGUCUGCUCCAACAGCGGCGUCGUCUCCUUCGGCCACGUCAAGGACGUCACCCCUGAGGAGUUCGACCGUGUCUUCAACAUCAACACCCGUGGCCAGUUCUUCGUCGCCCGCGAGGCCUACAACAACCUUGAGGAGGGCGGCCGCCUCAUCAUGAUGGGCUCCAUCACCGGCCAGGCCAAGGGUGUCCCCAAGCACGCCGUAUACUCCGGCUCCAAGGGCACCAUCGAGACCUUUGUGCGCUGCAUGGCUAUUGACUUUGGCGACAAGAAGAUCACCGUCAACGCCAUCGCUCCCGGUGGCAUCAAGACCGACAUGUACCACGCCGUCUGCAGAGAGUACAUCCCUGGCGGCAAGACCCUCGACGAUGAUGGAGUCGAUGAGUUCGCUGCUGGCUGGUCGCCGCUCCACCGUGUUGGUCUUCCCAUCGACAUUGCCCGUGUUGUCUGCUUCCUUGCCUCCCAGGAUGGCGAGUGGAUCAACGGCAAGGUUCUCGGCAUUGACGGUGCCGCGUGCAUGUAG